AUGCCAGAAGUAGGCGUUUAUCCCUCCCAGGAAAUUAAUGCGUUCGCCACUGGUCCGGCCGGUAAUACUUUAACUGCUUUUUCCAGCAAUCUUAUUGAAACAAUGAGCAUCGAAGAAAUUAGAGGAGUAGUAGGCCACGAACUAUCUCACCUUAUCCACUAUGACAUUGGACGGAUUUUGUUGCCUAGUGAAGAGGAGCGAAGGACCGGUGAACUUAGUAUUAUUAAGUGGUUUUUCAAAAUGAUACUUUUUCAAAUAAUUACUGGUAUUGUGCGGUUGAUUGAAGGAGUUGAUUUAACUGAGGAUGAAAAUGUUCAACAAGGAGAGCCUAAUUCUAUUGCUCUUUUAAAAUUUAAUCCAGAAAAGAAAAAAAAGAGCCUACUAGAUUUAUUUCGUACUCAUCCCACUUUGGAAGAGAGGAUUGAGAGACUAGAAAAAUUAAGAAGUCAGCAAAAACUGCCCGGCAUUGUUUAA
Messenger RNA from Ambispora gerdemannii, 474 nucleotides. The record is from the annotation of a GenBank genome assembly. NCBI's taxonomy places the organism in Eukaryota, Fungi, Glomeromycota, Glomeromycetes, Archaeosporales, Ambisporaceae.